Molecule: messenger RNA, 2352 nt
Organism: Prinia subflava (tawny-flanked prinia)
Lineage: Eukaryota; Metazoa; Chordata; Aves; Passeriformes; Cisticolidae
Gene: FAS
Product: Fas cell surface death receptor
Exons: 9
Coding region: 381-1556 (391 amino acids)
Biological process (GO): extrinsic apoptotic signaling pathway in absence of ligand; activation-induced cell death of T cells; motor neuron apoptotic process
Cellular component (GO): membrane raft; external side of plasma membrane; CD95 death-inducing signaling complex
Molecular function (GO): tumor necrosis factor receptor activity; protein binding
Source: RefSeq, a predicted model, not a curated record
AAUUGAAGCACAGGAACGGAAUGCCUCAUUCCCAGCACCACGGCUGUCGGCUCGGUGACCUCGGGGCCGUGCCUGUCAUCCACGAGCAGCCGAGCGGCUGUCCCCGGCCAAGCACCCGCGAUCCCCGCCACGCCCGGGACACCCGAGCGGAAGCUCCGCGCCCUCGCUCGCGGUGACCGCGGGGCGGGGAGCGCGGGGCUGUCCCGGCUCGCCGGAGCCCCUGUCCGGGGCGGGAUCACCGCGCCCGGGCUCCCGCGGGGCAGCGGCAGCGGUGCCCGGUGCCACGGCCGGCCCCGGCCCGCCCCAGCCCCGGUGCUGUGCCGUGCUGUGCUGUGCUUUGCUGUGCCUUGCGGGGGGCGGGCCAAGCCGUGUUUGCCCACAUGGGAGGAGCCGGCUGGCAGGGCGCGGGCUGUCCCGCCGGAAGGUGCCGGGCAGCGCUGGGCAGCGGCGGCAUGGGGACGGUGCGGGACAGCGGCGGCGUGGCCCGGGGGCUCCUUGCCCUGCUGCUCGUGACUGUCUUAAUUAUUGAAACACAGUGCAAAAAUUAUACUGAAGCUCUAAAAACAUACAAUAGGAGGAUCAUUUCCAGGAGAGACGUGAACUGCAAAGCAGAUGAAUACAAUUUAGAUUCUCAGUGUUGCAAGAAAUGUAAAAUUGGUUUUGUUAAAAAUGUCACCUGCCCAACAGAUAUUAUCAAACACUGUGUUCCAUGUGAGAAAGGAAAGGAAUUCAUGAAUCACCUCAAUGACUUGGACAAGUGUAAGAGAUGCAGAUUGUGCGACAGCAAAUUUGGUUGGGAGGUUGUAAAGAACUGUACCCCGGAAGAGGACACACAGUGUAACUGUGCAAAGAACUAUUUUUGCAGUUCUGAGAUAUGUGACCAUUGCAUCCAAUGUACCAUAUGUGAAAGCGGUGUAAUUGAAAAACAAUGUACUCCAGCUUCAGACACUGUAUGCGGAACAAAAGAACCAGAAACGCUGCGGUGGGUCAUUCCUUUGGUAGUUUUGGCAGCACUACUAGCAAUAGCUGGAGCUAUAUUCUGGUACAAGAAAAAACAGAGAGUUCUUACUAUCGGUGAGCAGCUAAGUAACGAAGUUUACAAACGAGAGCCUUACGAGAAUGUACCUCUCAUAUACACAGAUGCUGACCUGAGCAGCCACGUUCCUGGUAUUGUGGCAGAGAUGACACUCGCACAAGUCAAGAAAUUUGUUCGUCACCACCACGUAUCAGAACCCUCCAUAGACCAAGCCAUUCAGGAUUUUCCUGGUGACGCAUCUGAACAGAAGAUCAGGCUGUUUCAAGUCUGGUAUCAAAGCCAUGGGAUGAGGGGAGCCUAUGGAACCCUAAUGAGCAGCCUGAGAGAGUUAAAAAUGUGUGCUACAGCUGAUAAAAUUGAGGAAAAACUGAAGGCAGCUAUUUCCAGCUCUCAGGAAGGGGAACGGUCUUAUAAUCCUGACACUGGGCAAAGCAGAACUUGCACUCAGGAGGGUAGAAACUCUUACAAUGAUAAUGCUGAGCUAAGUAAAGCCUAUACUGGUAGUUUGGAAGAGACCUAGCACAGAGUAAUUGGAAAAUUAUUUCUAAAUGAGUAUUUUUCUAAUAUAAAUAAGUUUAAAAAAUUACAUUUUCACUGGCCGUUCUGAUUGAACUGAAGUAAGUUAUUAUAUGCAAAAGGAAUAAUUACAAAUUUUGUGGCAAUAUCUUUCCUUGAAAAAAGUUUUUGCCCUUUUUGGUUGUUAAGGACUGGAAGAAGUUUUAUGACUUGUUUACUAAAGGGUGCAAUAUAAGACUCCAGCCAUAGGACUCAUUACAAGAGGAAAAAAGUUAUUAUUUGAAGAAAAGGUAUGGUUUAAAUGCUUGGUCCUGCAUUAUUUAAUCAAUUUAAGGUUUUGCUUACAUUAAAAAUGCAGGAUGUUCCUUUUUUUUGAGGGAAAACUCUGGUGUUGUGAGUCCAGAAAGUGUGCCAGGAAAAGUACUUGAAAAAAAACGUUUCCUGCCUUACAUCUGAUUAAUUUGAAAUAUAGGUGUUGCUGUGUAGAUUCUACUCUGUUGCAAAUACAUUUUCCAUCUUUCAUAAAAGCACUUCUAUGUGAAUAUGGAGUUUUGUAUAUAUGUGCAAGUUUUCUAUACAAAAAACUCCCAGUUCUAGGUAAAAAUUAUUAUCUCUGUUGUUCUCAGGUAUGUGUGUAAGCCUCUUCUAAGUUUAGAACCCUUCAAAGAAAUAGGAGCUGAAGGGUUAGCAGCACAUCAGAACUGUCAUUUCUGGAAGACAACCUUUAGAGUGGAUAAGCUUUUCUAAUGCAGAAACUGAUACAAUGAAAACAUCUUUUUCAUUAAAAAAGAUCUGCGUAA